AUUUCUGUUUCAGUGUUAAUACUUUGGAUUUCUGUAUGUGUGCACAAAUUGUAUACUACCCUUAUUUCCCACAAACUCCACAUUAGUUUGAAGAUGGAUUAUCCUAGUUACGUGUAAGCUAUCCGAUUAGGCUGAAGCAACUGCUGAUGUGGUGAGAGAAUCCGGAGAGACGACCAGCCAUGACCUCUCUGGGGAGCAGCAGUUCCUCAACCACAGAAUACACUGUGCGAGUUCCCAAAAACACUAGCAAAAAGUACAACAUCAUGGCUUUCAAUGCAGGAGACAGAGUCAACUGUUCAACUUGGACACAGGCUCGUAUGGAAAGAGACAUGAGUGCUCGGCGGAUAUACGGGGAGGAAGAGAUGCCGGAAGGUGCAGCUGGCAGCGAGUUUGGCAAAAAGCAGCGUGAGGAAGCACGGCGGAAGAAGUUUGGUAUUGUGACACGAGAGUUCAAAGCAGAGGACCAGCCCUGGCUGCUCAAGGUCAAUGGCAAGGCUGGCAAGAGGUUCAAAGGUCAAAAGAAGGGAGGUGUUACAGAAAAUGCAUCCUACUACAUCUUCACACAGUGUCCUGAUGGAGCUUUUGAGGCCUUCCCUGUCCACGGCUGGUACAACUUCACGCCGCUGGCCAAGCACCGAACUCUCACUGCCGAGGAGGCUGAGGAGGAGUGGGGCCGAAGGAACAAGGUGGUGAAUCACUUCAGCAUUAUGCUUCAGAAACGUUUCCGGGAGCAGGAGCGUGGUGACGAUGAGGAAGAUGAGUCUGAGAAGUCGGGGAAGAAGAAAAAGAAGGCGGGUGGGAGAGGGGGCGACCUGCGCAUCCACGACCUGGAUGACGACCUGGAGAUGAGCAGCGAUGACAGUGACAGCAGUAUGGGGGAUGACGGAGAGAGCAAAACGAAGACCAAGAAUAACACGGGGAAAGGAAAAGGAAAGAAGAAGAAGAAGAGGAAGAGCACUGAAGAGGCCUUGGAGGACAGCGAUGACGGGGACUACGAGGGUCUAGAGGUGGAUUACAUGUCAGAUGAAAGCAGUUCAGAGGACGAGCCAGAAAAAGGAAAACCCAACAAAGGAGAAGACCUCCCUAAAGGGAUUGAUGAGGCAUCUGAAAGCGAGGAAGAAAGCGAGGAGGAAAAGCCGAAUGAAGAGGAAGCAAAAGAAGAAGAAGAAGAAGAGGAAGGAAAGAAAACCCCGGUUCAGUUGGAAAAGAAGAAGAAAAAAGACAGCAGCGGCGAGUCGGACAGCUCGGACGACAGCGACAUCGAGGGAGAGACGGCCUCAGCUCUGUUCAUGAAGAAGCGCACGCCUCCUAAACGUGGAGGUGGGCGUGGAUCUGCCGGCAGCUCCAGGACUGGCAGUCGCCCAGGGACACCAUCCAUAGACUCUGCCUCCACCUCCAAUACGCUACGUGCUGCUGCCAGCAAACUAGAGCAAGGUAAGAGACAGACUCAGGGUCCUGCCACUGACUCACCAGCUGCCAAAAGACUGAAGAUGGAGCCCAGCAGUCAGAGCCCUGGUCCUUCUGGGAAGAGUACACCUCAACCCCCAUCAGGCAAAUCCACUCCAAGCUCAAGUGAUGUGCAGCUUACAGAAGAAGCAGUCCGACGGUACCUGAUCCGUAAACCGAUGACCACUAAAGACCUGCUGAAGAAGUUCCAGACCAAGCGAACAGGUCUGAGCAGUGAGCAGACUGUCAACGUGCUGGCACAGAUCCUGAAGCGCCUCAAUCCGGAGCGCAAGAACGUCAACGACAAAAUGCACUUCUACCUUACUGAAUAACAGCGAGGGAUGGAGUGGCAGGGGUGGAGAGGACGGAGAAAAGAACGACGGGCUGAAACUCUUCAGCUGAAAGAUUUUGUUGUUAUUUCAGAGAAGCCUGAGCCCUUGGAAAGAGACGCCUUGUGUCCGUUUUAAAACAGGCAGGUAUCAGAUGUUUUCACAGGUACACAUUUAUAAAAACUUGUUUUUGUUAAGCAUCUCAAAUUUCUUUUCCAAUGUCUGGAAUAUCACACCAAACAACAGAAAAACGGCUCAAUCUCUGAAGGCUCUGAAGUGAUUUGUUUUUCUUAGGAUGGAACUUUUCUAAUAAAUCUUAAAAGCUG
This is a messenger RNA of Scatophagus argus, 2101 nucleotides long. RefSeq names its product general transcription factor IIF, polypeptide 1 (gene gtf2f1). Gene Ontology annotation, cellular component: nucleus; transcription factor TFIIF complex. The transcript has 14 exons. Gene Ontology annotation, biological process: positive regulation of transcription elongation by RNA polymerase II; transcription initiation at RNA polymerase II promoter. The record is from RefSeq and is a predicted model, not a curated record. Lineage: Eukaryota; Metazoa; Chordata; Actinopteri; Scatophagidae. Bases 180 to 1778 code for a protein of 532 amino acids. Gene Ontology annotation, molecular function: TFIIF-class transcription factor complex binding; DNA binding; RNA polymerase II general transcription initiation factor activity.